Messenger RNA from Knipowitschia caucasica, 2724 nucleotides. NCBI's taxonomy places the organism in Eukaryota, Metazoa, Chordata, Actinopteri, Gobiiformes, Gobiidae. The record is from the annotation of a GenBank genome assembly.
AUGUCAACCAUCAACACUGCAAACAUCAACUUCAAGUGGGAUCCAAAGAGCCUGGAAAUCCGCACUCUCGCUGUGGAGAGGCUGCUGGAGCCUUUAGUCACUCAGGUCACCACUUUGGUGAACUCCAGUAACAAAGGCCCAUCCAACAAGAAGAAGGGCCGCUCCAAAAAAGCUCAUGUUUUGGCUGCUUCAGUGGAAAAUGCCACUCAGAACUUUUUGGAAAAAGGAGAAAAGAUUGCGAAAGAGAGCCAGUUUCUCAAAGAUGAGCUCACUGCUGCUGUGGAAGAUGUCCGCAAGCAAGGAGAUUCUAUGAGGGUUGCGUCAGGUGAAUUUGCGGAAGACCCUUGCUCUUCUGUCAAGAGGGGGAACAUGGUUCGAGCUGCAAGAGCUCUUUUGUCUGCUGUCACACACUUGCUGGUGCUGGCUGACAUGGCUGACGUCUACAGGCUUCUUUUACAACUCAAAUUGGUGGAGGAAAGCCUGGUAAAAGUGCGCAAUGCAGGAACUGAGCAGGACCUUGGGAUACAGUAUAAGGCUUUGAAGCCGGAGGUGGACAAGCUGAACGCAAUGGCAGCCAAAAGACAGCAGGAGCUGAAGGACGUGCAGCAUAAAGACCAAAUGGCCGCAGCUCGUGGGGUUCUGCAGAGGAACAUCCCCAUGCUGUACACAGCAUCCCGGGCGUGUCUCCAGCACCCUGAUGUGGCUGCCUAUAAAGCCAAUCGCGACCUCAUCUACAAGCAGCUUCAGCAUGCAGUGUCGGGCAUCUCCAACGCGGCCCAGGCCACCGCCUCUGAAGACUCAGCUCUCAACCAGCCAGCGGUGGGUGGGGAGCUGGCCAUCGCAAUCAACAACUUUGAUAAACAAAUCAUUGUGGACCCCCUGGCAUUCAGUGAGGAGCGCUUCCGUCCCUCUCUAGAAGAGCGACUUGAAAGCAUCAUCAGCGGAGCAGCUCUCAUGGCCGACUCCUCCUGCACUCGGGACGACCGCAGGGAGCGCAUUGUGGCUGAGUGCAAUUCUGUGCGCCAGGCUUUACAGGAUCUGCUCACAGAGUACAUGGGAAAUGCUGGAAGAAAGGACAAAAGUGAUGCUCUGAAUACUGCCAUCGACCGUAUGACCAAGAAGACUAGAGACCUUCGCCGCCAGCUAAGGAAAGCUGUAAUGGACCAUGUUUCGGACUCUUUCCUGGAGACCAAUGUUCCUCUUCUGGUUCUAAUUGAAGCUGCCAAGAAUGGAAAUGAGAAAGAAGUGAAGGAGUAUGCACACGUGUUUCGGGAGCAUGCCAACAAGCUGAUUGAGGUGGCCAACCUGGCAUGUUCCAUUUCUAACAACGAGGAGGGAGUAAAGCUGGUCCGCAUGGCUGCCUCACAGCUAGAGACGCUGUGCCCUCAGGUGAUUAAUGCAGCGUUAGCCCUGGCUGCUAAGCCCAACAGUAAGGUGGCGCAGGACAAUAUGGAUUUGUUCAAGGACCAGUGGGAGAAGCAGGUCCGCGUCCUCACAGACGCUGUUGAUGACAUUACGUCCAUCGAUGACUUCCUUUGCGUGUCAGAAAACCACAUUCUGGAGGAUGUGAACAAAUGUGUGAUCGCUCUACAAGAAAAAGAUGUUGAUGGUCUGGACCGCACCGCUGGGGCCAUCCGAGGUCGUGCCGCCCGGGUUGUUCAUGUGGUCACCUCAGAAAUGGACAAUUAUGAACCAGGAGUAUACACCGAGAAAGUCCUUGAAGCCACUAAACUGCUCACUGACACAGUCAUGCCACGCUUCACAGAACAAGUGGAGUCUGCAGUGGAGGCUUUGAGUGCGAAUCCAACACAACCUGUGGAUGAGAACGAAUUCAUUGAUGCAUCCCGCCUGGUGUAUGAUGGCAUUCGUGACAUUCGCAAGGCUGUGCUCAUGAUCAGAACCCCAGAAGAGCUGGAUGACUCUGACUUUGAGACGGAAGACUUUGAUGUGCGCAGCAGGACCAGUGUGCAGACAGAGGACGACCAGCUCAUCGCAGGCCAGAGUGCACGGGCAAUCAUGGCACAGCUGCCCCAGGAGCAGAAGGCAAAGAUCGCAGAGCAAGUGGCCAGUUUCCAGGAGGAGAAGAGUAAACUGGACGCUGAGGUUUCUAAAUGGGACGACAGCGGCAACGACAUCAUUGUGCUGGCCAAACAGAUGUGCAUGAUCAUGAUGGAGAUGACUGACUUUACCAGGGGUAAAGGCCCGCUGAAGAACACUUCUGAUGUCAUCAGCGCCGCCAAGAAAAUUGCAGAGGCAGGAUCCAGGAUGGACAAGCUCGGCCGCACCAUUGCAGACAAUUGCCCAGACUCUUCUUGUAAACAGGACUUGCACGCAUACCUGCAGCGUAUCGCCUUGUACUGCCACCAGCUCAACAUCUGCAGCAAAGUCAAAGCUGAGGUGCAGAACUUGGGAGGAGAGCUGGUCGUGUCUGGACUGGAUAGUGCCAUGUCCCUGAUCCAAGCCGCCAAGAACUUGAUGAACGCAGUGGUUUCGACCGUGAAGGCCUCCUACGUGGCGUCCACCAAAUACCAGAAGAACCGGGGCAUGGAGGCUCUGAACAUGCCCGCGGUGUCCUGGAGGAUGAAGGCGCCCGAGAAGAAGCCGCUGGUCAAGAGGGAGAAGCAGGACGACGGCCAGACCAACCGAGUCAAGAGAUCCUCCCACAAGAAACACGUCAACCCCGUGCAAGCGCUCAGCGAAUUCAAGGCUAUGGAUAGCAUAUAA